AUGUCUGAACAUCUCUCAGACGACGUGUCCGAAGAGAAGGUCAUCACACCCAACGACGUUUUCGGAGAGGUCAAGACCUUUGUAACCUCCGAGAGCGAGUGGGUGCCCCCCAAUGAGUGGAUCGAGCGGUUUGUUGCCGAGUAUACCGGUCAUCACGAUGGCAGCACCGAGACCCUGGCUCCCGGUACUGAUCCUCUGAGAGCCGCCUAUGCAGUCUUGACCUUAGAGGAGGACGCUGCCAAGGGCGUCCUUGUCGACGGCCUUAAGGCAUAUCGCCAGGACUAUACCAUUGACCACAACCUUCUUGCCAGGUGCCGGUCGCUUCUGGAAGGACCCGAAGCUCUUGGUACUGAUCGAAACGAUUGGGGCUACCAACUUUGCAAGACGGCCGGUUUCUUCCACAAUUGGUCGUGUUAUGCCGAAGUGAGAGCAGUGACACUCCCCUAUGACGAUGUGGAUGAGCCAUGCGAGACGUUCAGAGCGUACCUUUUGGGAACCCUGUGGGUCUGCGUCGUGACAGCGGUGAACACUUUCUUCUCACAACGUCAACCUGGUAUCAGUAUUCCCGGUCAGCUUGUUCAGCUCUUGCUUGUGCCUAUGGGACGAGGACUCGCUCUCCUUUUGCCAGACUGGGGAUUCACUUUCCGUGGCAAACGCCACUCACUGAAUCCUGGACCGUGGUCGGCCAAGGAGCAAUUGUUCUCGACCAUUUUCUUUGGCGGCGCCUCCACUAUCGGCAACUUUACAGGUCUUCUCGAUUUGCGAAUGCCUGCUUUCUUUGGACUCAAAUGGGUCACCUUUGGUUACGCUUUGAUUCUCGCAUGGGCCAAUCAGCUGUUCGGGUUGGGAAUGGCAGGUAUCCUCCGACGACUCACAGUGUAUCCUACCACUGCAGUUUGGCCACAAUCACUCCCCACUCUGGCGCUGAACAGAACGCUGAUCAGCUCGGACAACAAGCGGGAGACGAUCAACAAAUGGAAGAUCAGUCGUUUCAAUGCGUUCCUCGUCGCCACUGGCAUCUUCAUCGUCUGGUACUGGAUUCCGAACCAAUUCUUUGGCGCCCUCCGUAUCUUCAAUUGGAUGACUUGGAUAGCACCCAACAACAUCAAGCUAGCCGUCGUCACUGGCGGUUACGGGGGCAUGGGCUUCAACCCCAUCUCCACGUUUGACCCUUUGACCUCCGGUAGUGGCGCCAUGAACGUGCCAUUCUUUGCCCAAUUCCAGCAAUUCGUCAUGCGAGUCAUCUCUGGCGUCAUCAUCAUCAUCCUCUACUUUGCCAACGUGUCCUGGGGUGGCUACCUCCCGAUCAAUUCGAACGGUAUCUACAACAACAAGGGAAAGACCUACAAUGUUAGCAUGGUGCUUGACGAAAAGCUCCAGGUCGACAUUGACAAGUACAACGACUACGGCCCCCCAUACUAUUCCAUCUCGAACCUCUUCAUCACCGGCGCAAAUUUCAUGUAUUACACCUUCAGCAUUGUCUAUGUGUUCAUCCGAUACCGCGAGCAGAUUGUCAAGGCCUACUAUGGUGUCGUCAUGAAUGUUGUCAAGAGGCGAAGUGGUUACCAUGGGUUCACAGAUGGAAACACUCGCAUGAUGCUGGCGUACCCCGAGGCUCCGGAAUGGUGGUACACCAUCCUCUUCCUCUUUGGCUUUGUCAUCUCCAUCAUCACGGUCUGUGCCUUCCCCACGCAGACGCCAUGGUGGACGAUCCUCGCUAUUGUUGGCAUUGGCGCCUUUUUGACUGUCCCAUGGGUCAUUAUCCAAUCCAUCGCCGACACUGGAAUUCAGCUUGGAACCAUCUGGCAGGUCCUGCCCGGUCUCUGGUUCCCUGGUGAACCCUUGCCCCAGCUCAUGUUGCUCAUGCUCGGUGACGCGUUCGAAGUUAUGGCGGGAAGUUUCACCAACAACCUCAAGAUGGCCCACUACGCCCGCAUGCCCCCAAGAGCCGUCUUCCGUGGACAUGUCAUCGCCUGUGCCAUCAACGUCGUCAUCUACUGUGCCAUUCUCCAAGUCUACCUCUCGUUCUUUAACAGCGAUUCGACGCUCUGUCAGUGGGACAACCCUCAGCACAUGGUCUGCGCUGGUCCUCACGGUGUCUAUGCAUCAGUCAUUCAGUUUGGCGCAUUCGGGACCAACAACAUGUUCAAGCUCUACCCCAAGCUUUCUUGGUGCUUCUGGCUUGGAGGCAUACUCGGUGUGGGCUGGAUCGCCGGGGAGUAUGGUCUCCCACGUCUCCACAACCGAAUCAAGGGACGCAUGGAGGCGAGCAGGUUCGCGUGGUUCGACCGAUAUAUCUGGACGACGGGUGGCCGAAUCCUCGGAACGCUCAACCCCGCCAUCGCUCUGUCUGGCGCUCUCAAUUGGUCAGGUAACAACAACUUGACCUAUGCUACCACCGGUAUCUACAUCGCUUGGCUGUUCCAGUACUACCUCAAGAGACGAUACACCGCCUGGUGGCAGAAGUACGCGUAUCUCUUGUUCGCAGGUAUCAACGUCGGUGUGGCCAUCUCGGGUCUGAUCGGGACCCUCGUGUUCAGCUUUGGAGCUGGUAAGGGUGUGUCUUUCAAAUGGCGAGGAAAUACCAUCAGUCAGGCCGGAGACGACUGGAAGUUGUACAACAGUGAGGUCGCGUAUCUACCUUUGCCUGAGAAGGGAUACUUUGGUUUGGACAGGAAUCAGUACCCGGAGAAUUGGUAG
Messenger RNA from Kockovaella imperatae, 2700 nucleotides. RefSeq names its product OPT oligopeptide transporter protein-domain-containing protein. NCBI's taxonomy places the organism in Eukaryota, Fungi, Basidiomycota, Tremellomycetes, Tremellales, Cuniculitremaceae. The record is from RefSeq and is a predicted model, not a curated record. Bases 1 to 2700 code for a protein of 899 amino acids. Gene Ontology annotation, biological process: transmembrane transport. The transcript has 3 exons. Gene Ontology annotation, molecular function: oligopeptide transmembrane transporter activity.